UUGGCUCCGAAAGGGAUUGCAUUUCACAAAUCAUCAUCAAGAUGACGACGAGAAAAAUAUGAAACGCCACAGGACGGAAAAUACCGGCGUUUUGACCUCAUAUAAACUAUGAAUAGAUUUAGCACAGGGCAAUCUGUUGUUUGAGAACACCACCUGGCAGGAGUGAUUGGAACUGCAGGCAGCUGACAGGGAAGAUGGCUGUAUACCUGAAGUUUCCUGCCUUCAUUAGAAGAUGGCAUCAGCGUGUGAAGAGGAAAGUGCAGGAGUACAGGUACAUCCUGGUCCUCACCUUCCAGUCUCUGUUCUGUAACGCCUUCCUGUCACCUUGGGUCAUGUGGGACACACUCAUGGAACCUCUGCUGUGGUUCGUGGAAAAAGUCGUCAAGGCGUUCGGCCCGGUGUUUGUAUUCGUGGUAGUCUCCCUGAUCCUGAGCGUGAUCGGUGUGGCCUGGCUGGUGUUCUUCCCCAUCAUGCGUGACCGUAGCUACGUGACCUUGACCUAUCACCUCAUCUUCGGCAACUGGCUGGCGGUCAACGUUCUCUUCCACUACUUCAAGGCCCUUCUGACCUCUCCGGGAAAGCCCCCUUCUGGUGACAGGUUGAACACAGAAGUGACCACCGUGUGUAAGAAGUGCAUCUCCCCCAAACCUCCCCGCACACACCACUGCAGCGUAUGUAAAUGCUGUGUCCUCAAGAUGGAUCACCACUGUCCAUGGCUGAACAACUGUGUGGGGCAUUACAACCAUCGCUACUUCUUCCUCUUCUGUGUCUACAUCUUUGUGGGGUGUUGCUACGUCUGCUACAGCACAUACGACGUCUUCUUGGACCACUUCCACAACUCCGAGAAAUAUCUUUUCAGUGGCAAGUUUUCUCUGCUGUCACCACUGGAUACUAUCCAGGCUGCCGCACUCCAGUUACGUCAGCCGCAGGGCCAGGACACCGCGGUACCUGAGCUUGCCUUCCCAGCUAACCAGACACUCGUGCAGGAGCCGGUCACCAUGUGGGAGAAGGCUCAGCACAACCUCAUUAUCUACCUCUUCUUCCUGUGCAGUGGUGCAGGUGCGGCUGUGGGGGGUCUAUCAGUGUGGCAUGCCAGGCUCAUCACACAGGGACAGACCAGUAUAGAGGUCCACAUCAACAAGAAGGAAAACAAAAGGGCUCAGAAGAAGGGUCAGGUGUUCAGAAACCCUUACGACUACGGCCCCAGGAAAAACUGGAAACUGUUUCUUGGCCUAACAAAUGGAAGGUCAUGGAGGCACAUUUUAUUCCCGUCUUCACACCCCCCAAUGGGAGAUGGUCUCACCUGGCACAAUCCACAAGACUAUGGCAGAAGGGUGCUACCAAUCUGAGAACGGGGGGACAAGGCUCUGUGGAUAUUGUAAGAAGUUCAGAAAACGGGAGGGAACUUUUUAAUAAGAAGAGAUCUGGCUAAAGGCAUCUGUAUGUAAUACUAUGUAUCUGCCUGUAUAUUUAGAAAAUGUGUGCAAAAAUUGUCAUUUGAUUCUAUGAUAAUAAUUCAUGGUACAUAAGCACUAUUUUUGCAAUUGUCUGAAUCACAUAUAAAAAUUAAUGUAUAAUUUAUUGAUCCGUAAAAAUUGCUGCACAUGGAUAUUAAACAAAAAAGUUGUGAUUAAUAGAUGUAGACAUUAGUACUUUUUUUUACUUUUUUUUUACAUUUUUGUAUGCAAUAUGACAAGUAUAUGUUUUAAAGGCCAGUUUACAUCAGUGUUAGCUUAUAGAGAAUCUGUAUCAUGGCCCUUUCAUUUUCCAUCAAAAUGCACUUUGACCCUUUUGUUUUUAUAGUUUUGUUAUAGCCACCAUUGGAAAAAAAAUUGUGCUGGUGUCAUUGUCUUCAAUGAGAAUGAUGGUUAAAUCCAGGAUAUAUAAUUUUUCAGAAAGAAAUUUGAUAGGUUGAUACUUGUGAAAAACAUCAAAACUACAAUCUGGCUGAAACACACAUUGAUGAA
Molecule: messenger RNA, 1967 nt
Organism: Branchiostoma belcheri (Belcher's lancelet)
Lineage: Eukaryota; Metazoa; Chordata; Leptocardii; Amphioxiformes; Branchiostomatidae
Product: probable palmitoyltransferase ZDHHC16
Exons: 12
Coding region: 195-1349 (384 amino acids)
Biological process (GO): protein palmitoylation
Cellular component (GO): Golgi apparatus
Molecular function (GO): palmitoyltransferase activity
Source: RefSeq, a predicted model, not a curated record